Messenger RNA from Colletotrichum aenigma, 180 nucleotides. RefSeq lists its product as uncharacterized. The coding region runs from base 1 to 180 and encodes 59 amino acids. NCBI's taxonomy places the organism in Eukaryota, Fungi, Ascomycota, Sordariomycetes, Glomerellales, Glomerellaceae. The transcript has a single exon. The record is from RefSeq and is a predicted model, not a curated record.
AUGGCGGACAAAGGGAUCACCGUGCCACGGAAGCCCGGCAAGAAAGUCGAUAUAAGAUUGCCACGGCCGUUCCCAACGUUCACGCAUAAACAAAUCAGCGUCGUUCCCCACGCUCGCUCGCGGCCCACCCUCAAUGCGGGUCCGCGCCGAGGGAGGCGAGUAUCCCUACGGGUUCAUUGA